AUGGUCAAGCGUCCGCUCCCCCAGUUUGAAGAGCUGGGCCGGGGGUGGGUGCGCUCUCAGGCCGCUUCCCCAAGGAACCUGGCGGGGAGGCUGGGUUCAGGCGGGCGCACGCCUCCCCCUGCCCCUCCGCUCGUUCUUCUCCGCCCGGAGGGCUUCGGAGGGAGACUCCCCGAGGGAGGGGGCGGCCUGGGCUGCGGCAGAGGUCCUGCCGCCGAAAGUGGACGGCAGGCCUGGCCCCGGCGGGGCCAAGAUGGGGGCGUCGGCCGGACUCAGCUCCAGCCCUGCCUCCCCCCGGGCCCCGUUGUCCACCUGGCCGGAGCCUCGCUCAGCGCCUCUCCCACUUCCCCCUUCUUUGCAGGGGUCCGGCCGCCUGCGGCAGAGAUGGAGCCGCUGGCCGCCGCCAGUCAGCUGGGAGCGGGGCGCGAGUCUGGCUCCUCCUCCUCGUCCUCAGCUUCGUCCUCUUCCUCGUCCUCCCCUCACUCCAAGCAGGAGCUGCAGCCCUACGCCGGCUCCAGCCCUCUGAAGCCCAACCAAGUCGGGGAGACCUCGCUCUACGGCGUCCCCAUCGUGUCGCUGGUCAUCGACGGGCAGGAGCGCCUCUGCCUGGCGCAGAUCUCCAACACGCUGCUCAAGAACUACAGCUACAAUGAGAUCCACAACCGUCGGGUGGCGCUGGGCAUCACCUGCGUGCAGUGCACGCCGGUGCAGCUGGAGAUCCUGCGCCGAGCCGGCGCCAUGCCCAUCUCCUCGCGCCGCUGCGGCAUGAUCACCAAGCGCGAGGCCGAGCGGCUCUGCAAGUCCUUCCUGGGCGAGCACAAGCCGCCCAAGCUGCCCGAGAACUUCGCCUUCGACGUGGUGCACGAGUGCGCCUGGGGCUCGCGGGGCAGCUUCAUCCCCGCGCGCUACAACAGCUCCCGCGCCAAGUGCAUCAAGUGCAGCUACUGCAGCAUGUAUUUCUCGCCCAACAAGUUCAUCUUCCACUCGCACCGCACGCCCGACGCCAAGUACACGCAGCCCGACGCCGCCAACUUCAACUCCUGGCGCCGGCACCUCAAGCUCAGCGACAAAGGCGCCACCGAGGACCUCAGCCACGCGUGGGAGGACGUCAAGGCCAUGUUCAACGGCGGCACCCGCAAGCGGACCUUCUCCUUGCACGGCAGCGGGGGCUCCUCGGCGGCCAAGAGUAACCUGCACCCGCCACCGCCCUCCUCGGCCGACCUGGCCCCGGUGCACAAGAGCCUGCGCUGCAGCGGCGGGGCAGACGAGCCUCCCGGGUCGGAGCGAGGAGGGCUGGGCUUGCCCGCGGUGGCGCACGGCCCGGCCGCGGCCGCCGUACGAAGCUACCCAGUCAUCCCGGUGCCCAGCAAAGGUUUCGGGAUGCUGCAGAAGCUGCCCCCGCCGCUUUUCCCGCCGCCCUAUGGCUUCCCCGCCGCAGCCUUCGGCUUGUGCCCCAAGAAGCAGGAGGACUCCCUGGGCGGGCCCGGCGGCGACCCCAGCAAGGCAGGCGGCCUGACGCAGGGCAUGUUCUGGGCACCACCGCAUCCACAGCCGCCCCAGCCGCCGCCCCCGCCGCCCCAGCAGCCCGGCGCUGCGGCCAAGGAGGGCGGCGUCUACCCCUCUUUCCCUAUGUUCUGGCCGGCCUCUGGGAGCCUCCCGGUGCCGCCCUAUCCCGCCCAGAACCAAGCCAAAGCGGCCGCCACCGCCGUGGUGGUCGCCGCCGCGGCCGCCGCCGCGGCCGCCGCGGCCGCCGAACCGCUGGGACUCCGCGGCCACGUGGAGCUGGAGGGCUCCGAGCCGUCUGGCAGCGAGCGGAGCAGCGCCACCCCUCAGGAGGGCUCCGGCCCCGCCGAAGCCGAGCGCUGCCCCAGCGCCCUCUCCAGAGCCACGGCGGCCCUCGGGGAGGAGGAGCGCUCCGGGGACGAGGCCCUGCUGGCGCCGCUGCCGCUCCCCAGAAAGGGCAGCUACCUCUCGGCCUUCCGCCCGGUGGUGAAGGACGCCGAGAGCAUCGCAAAACUCUACGAGACAAGGGAAGUUUACGGCGGGCCGCGGGGCUGCCCGGGCUACCUCUCCCCGGAUUUCCUCAGCGAGGGCAGCUCCAGCUACCGCUCCCUCUCGCCCGGGAAUGAGACGGCGGGCGAGCCCGAUGUGGACGUGGAGUCGAACCGCUUCGCGGAGGACGAAGACGAGGAGGACGAGGCGCCGGUCGGAGAUGCCCAGCCCUCCCCGCCGCCGCCGCAGCUGCUCCUGACCGAGGCGGACGAGUCUCUUGCGGCAGCCCCGGGGGGAGGCCUAGCAACGGCCGAGAAGGCGGCGGAAGCGGAGGAGAUCCCCUCGGAGAGGACCGGCAGCCGGGCUGGCUACGAGGCCUAUCCUUCAGGGAGGGACGACUGUCCGCAAUCGCUCAAAGCCGGGGUCUCCCUGGGCCCCCCCAUCACUCCCUAUCACUGCGCCCCAGACAAAAACGACCCAGAGCACGAAGACAAUCACUCGGCCGCAGAGGAUCUGGAGAGCAAGAAAACCUCCCCAAAGCAAAGAAGCGUCUCGCAGCCCAGCCCGACUCACGCCGAGCGAGGUGAAGAAGUGACCAUCCUCGACGUCACUGGGACGCAGUUGGGAGAGAAGGACCUCGGCGCUCUGGCGAGAGACGAGCUGCAAAGACUCCUCCUGGAGCAGAUGGAUCUCAGGAAGAAAUUGGAACGGGAAUUCCAGAGUCUCAAAGACAACUUCCAGGACCAGAUGAAGCGCGAGCUGGCCUACCGGGAGGAGAUGGUGCAGCAGCUGCAGAUCGUGCGGGAUACCCUGUGCAACGAGCUGGACCAAGAACGGAAGGCCCGCUAUGCCAUUCAGCAGAAGCUCAAAGAGGCCCACGAUGCGCUGCACCACUUUUCCUGCAAGAUGCUGACUCCCCGCCACUGCGCCGGCAACUGCUCCUUCAAGCCUCCCUUGUUGCCCCAGUGA
This is a messenger RNA of Ahaetulla prasina, 2958 nucleotides long. It is a transcript of the gene SKOR1, whose product is annotated as SKI family transcriptional corepressor 1. The record is from RefSeq and is a predicted model, not a curated record. Bases 1 to 2958 code for a protein of 985 amino acids. Gene Ontology annotation, molecular function: SMAD binding; RNA polymerase II cis-regulatory region sequence-specific DNA binding; DNA-binding transcription factor activity, RNA polymerase II-specific. Gene Ontology annotation, cellular component: nucleus; transcription regulator complex. NCBI's taxonomy places the organism in Eukaryota, Metazoa, Chordata, Lepidosauria, Squamata, Colubridae. Gene Ontology annotation, biological process: negative regulation of transcription by RNA polymerase II; negative regulation of BMP signaling pathway. The transcript has 8 exons.